UUUCAUGGGUUCGUCUCAGCUCAAAGUUUCAUGGCAGCAUUAAUUUGAUCAUGGAAUUUUUAGCAGAUGCAUUUUCGUUCACUUUUCUCUCAGGAGCUCUCUGGUUAAUGUCCGAGAGUACAGGGACUUUUAUGGUUUUUUGCUUUUCCUUUGGCGGCCCGCGUGUCAAGAGCAAAACAUGCUUGACCUUAUCAUUCUCACGCAUCAAAUUGCCGCAAAAUAGAAGAGAUUUGCGGCUCAAACACAUGCUCAAGGAAAUUGCGCAAUUUUGGCAGGCUGGACAAGAAGCAAUUCUAGAAUUCGGAGAACAAAACAUAUGGGCUGCUUAUGAUAUAUUGGAGCUGUUCUGUGGGUUUGUUCUUGCACACGAAUUGCAAUUCUUGAUGGUCAGAAAAACAGUAAUCACAGUUAUACUAUGCUUUGAUUUUAAUCUUAUGCUUGUUCAAUAAUUUCCAAGAGGGAAAUCUUUACAAAAAAAAACAAAUCCAAGAGAAAUGCUGCUUCCCCAACCUAAAGACAUUUUGGUUUUACAUUCUUGCCAACUCUGAUUGUCUCCCUCUGCAUGAGACAACCAUCUUUCAGAACUCACUUGUCCACAAAUGGUUACAGAUGAAGGGGUGAAGCCAAGAAAGUUUAUUUGUCUGAUCAUAUAGAAUGCCUAUGUAAUGAUUUCAAUGUAGAAAUAACAAGCUUAAUAAAUCUGCCACCUAAGAACCAUCCAUGCCUUGAACAAAAUUAAUGGAUCUAAGUUGCAUCAUGAUGCUUGCCUUGCUGAUGCCUAUUAUAUGUUAAAUUUAGGAUCCAAACUGGCUGAAUAAUCUUUUUAAUUAAUUCAUCAAAGGACAAUCUUCUGGACUUCUUAUCCUGUAUCUAGCUAUAUGCCAUGGGAGAUACUUAUUUUGUGCUUAUAGCAGGGUAUACUCUUCCAGUGCUUCUUUUGUUCACAUUGGUUGAGGUUGAAUAUUGAUGAUUUUGUGUAAUUAAAAUAUUUUAUUCCUGGCAAUACAGGUUUGUGCACAGAAGAUUGAUAGACCAACAUUUCAUUAAUCAGAGUAUUUGUUUUGUUCUUUGGAUAAGUGAUUGGUUAUUGUCACUGUCUGUACAAAUGACUUUUAAGUGAAUUGCUACCAAGAUAUUUCUGGAUCAUCUAAUUGGUGAUAGAAGAGAGUUCUCCCUCCUUAUUUUAGAAAUCAUACCACAAUUAAGCAUUUAGCUUUAUUCUUCAGUUUAUACUCUUCUUCUUGUUUCUUGAAUCUGUUUCUUCCUUGGUCCUGACCUCUAUUGCUCCUACAUCUGGUAGAUGGUACAUCCCCACAUGCACAGUAUUCUGUUAGAGUUUGUCUCUAACAGAUUAUGAUUUUGGGAAAAAUAGAUUGAGAAAAGAGAAUGAGAGAUGAGAGAGAAGAGGAGAAUACUGUGGUAGGAGAGAGAUAGAGAAGAGAGAUAGAAGGAGAAGAGAAGAGAAUAUACUUGUGGAUCUUCUUGAUUUUCUGAGAAUUUACUUGCCUUCUACUAAUUGUUCUUGCAAUUUUGCCACCUCUACUUCCUGAGAUAGGGAUCGGGCUUCAACAUUCUCACCAUCAACCUAACCUCAUCUUUCAGUCCUCCCAACUGGACAAAAAAUAUCAUUCCCUCAAUUCUGGCAUUAGCCUCUCCAUCCUCACCCUCAAAUCUUCAAAUAUACUUUGAUAAUCUUCCACAAUUCCUUCUUGCCUAAGGAACUUCUUGCCUAAGCUUGUUAAAUUCCUCUACUACAUCUACUUGUUAAAUUCCUCUACUACAUCUUUCAAUCCAGGAUCUCCAAAUCUAUUUGAAAUUGCCUUCUCAAAUUCUUCCUAGAUAUGGGUUCCCCUUUUGUUCCAAUUGUGGAAUCAAGCAUCAACUUUUUCUAUUAAAAAGAGGUUGGCUAUGCUUACUCUCCGUUCAUUAGGCAGUUGAUAGACUUCAAACUAUUUGAUACUUCCAAGUCCCUACUUCUGGUUGAUGCACAUCCCCACAUCCCGAGUCCUGACCCCUUUCGCUCCUACUUGGAGGUCACAAAUUUGAGUCACUGAAAUAGCCUGGAAAGAGUAAGCUGUGGGAAUUCUUGUGUCGAGAUGUUGUAUGUGAUAUCUUUUGCAACUGGAAGAUAUCAGCCAGUUAUAUCAAGCUUGAAGUUCUUUCAAUAGUUUACACUAUUCAAACUUACGUGAAAUAUUAUAUGGUAGAUUAGAUUCAGGAGUAUUAGCAUUUGGCUUGCUAUUGCAUAAUAAAGGUCCUAGGUGGAAAGUUGAUUGUGUUGGGUAUGUUAUGAGCUCCCACCUGGAAACUGACUUAGUUGGUUUCAUCAUACCUUUCUCGGCUAAAAAUGAAACUCUGUCACAAAGCAUUAGUGAGCAUGCGAGUCAUCCAACUCGACCUAUCUUUCAUAUUAUAAUCUUCAAGCUUCUUGAUCUUUACUGACAUGAUGCUCAUUCUGUGGGUUAAGCAUUUAGGCAAAUAGGUUAGUCAGUUAGUCACAUCUUUAAGCUUGGUGAAUAAUUUGUAGACAUUAAUGACACUUCUUUUUUCCUUGAAGCACAUUAGUGAAACUCAAUUGGAUUCUAUUGUUGUCUAUUCAAUGAUUAAGCUGUGAAUUAUGCCCUUAUUAGUUUAUUUAGACUGGAUCAAAGCAAAUUGUGGCUGAAGCUGCCCUUCCUGCCUCCCAUGAAAUGAGCUCCCCUAAAUCCUCACCUUACAAUGGGCAACCCAGGCAAGGAUCUAUCUUCAGCCUCCUAGCCCCAUGAAUAACAUGCUGAUGGUUGAUGCUAACGACAUUGAACUAACAGCCAGGAGCCAUUCUGCAGGCUCAGUUACUAAUGCUAAAAGACAGACAGCAUCACUGUCUUCUGAUGCUUUCUUGAGAGCUUGAGCUGCCAUUCCCUAGCAGAGAGAGCACACUGCACCUGCUCGUGCUGCUGCCGAAAUAGCAAGUGUUGAAUUUGGUUCAUUGAAGCUAGAAAGGAAGUCAUCAUAGUGCUUGGAUAGUUGAUAUUCAACCACGGCUUAUGAUGCUGGUCUGUUGCAAAUCAAAAGAUCACAGGGAACAUGCAGAAUUGAAAACAAAGGAACAAAUAUGUACAUUACAUGACAUGAAAUAUUGUUGGGUGAAAGUUGUACAUGCAUCAAAGUGAAAAACCGUGCGUUGUAUCCAUUCUCAUGGGUUUUUACCGCAAUUAUUUUCUCAUGGUUAAGGAUUGAAAAUUCUCAGUUUCUCAGCAAUAAAUUCGAGGGUUCGUCCUUCGAAUUUUUAAUUGAAAUAGCAUAUCUUUACCCAUGGAUAAAUGAUGGAUGGUUGCAGUUGCUAAUAAUACAUCGAAUGAUCGAGGCUAUGAAACAAAAGUUUCAUCUCCUUCAUUUAUAUAUUA
Molecule: messenger RNA, 3386 nt
Organism: Manihot esculenta (cassava)
Lineage: Eukaryota; Viridiplantae; Streptophyta; Magnoliopsida; Malpighiales; Euphorbiaceae
Exons: 5
Coding region: 51-449 (132 amino acids)
Source: RefSeq, a predicted model, not a curated record